GUACAAAGGCUUCAUCAAGGACUGCCCCAGCGGGCAGCUGGACGCAGCAGGCUUCCAGAAGAUAUACAAGCAGUUCUUCCCGUUUGGAGACCCCACCAAGUUCGCCACAUUUGUGUUCAACGUCUUUGAUGAAAACAAGGAUGGGCGGAUUGAGUUCUCUGAGUUCAUCCAGGCGCUGUCGGUCACCUCGAGGGGAACCCUGGAUGAGAAGCUGCGGUGGGCCUUCAAGCUCUACGACUUGGAUAACGACGGCUACAUCACCAGGGACGAGAUGCUGGAUAUAGUGGACGCCAUUUACCAGAUGGUGGGGAACACCGUGGAACUCCCCGAGGAAGAGAACACCCCCGAGAAGCGGGUGGACCGAAUCUUCGCCAUGAUGGACAAGAAUGCCGACGGGAAGCUGACGCUGCAGGAGUUCCAAGAAGGAUCCAAGGCGGACCCGUCCAUCGUGCAGGCGCUGUCCCUCUACGACGGGCUGGUAUAGUCCAAGGC
Molecule: messenger RNA, 492 nt
Organism: Lipotes vexillifer (Yangtze River dolphin)
Lineage: Eukaryota; Metazoa; Chordata; Mammalia; Artiodactyla; Lipotidae
Gene: NCS1
Product: neuronal calcium sensor 1
Exons: 5
Molecular function (GO): calcium sensitive guanylate cyclase activator activity; calcium ion binding
Source: RefSeq, a predicted model, not a curated record